Messenger RNA from Aureobasidium pullulans EXF-150, 2012 nucleotides. Its product is annotated as pre-mRNA-processing protein 45. Gene Ontology annotation, biological process: mRNA splicing, via spliceosome. Gene Ontology annotation, cellular component: spliceosomal complex. The coding region runs from base 222 to 2012 and encodes 596 amino acids. NCBI's taxonomy places the organism in Eukaryota, Fungi, Ascomycota, Dothideomycetes, Dothideales, Saccotheciaceae. The record is from RefSeq and is a predicted model, not a curated record. The transcript has 3 exons.
CGACUGCAUCAACACUGACUUCCUCGGCCUCGUGGAGCUGCCCAUAUCGCAUUCGACCACCGCUCUCACAUUUGCAUAUUUCAACCAUCAAGCGAGUACCUGGACAGGCGCCAGUCACUGGAAGUUCACGUCGUGCGCACCGCAAAACCUGCCGAGUUCACGCGCUUUCACUUUUCGCGACCUUCAAUCCUGUCUACCGGUUGUCCACAUCAUCACCAGCCAUGGCUUUAUUCGCGUCUUUACCCAAGCCGAAAUACACGGGAGAAGAGGAGGAACAGAAGCAGUCGCAAUUGCAAAUCGCCAAGCGCACUGGCAUUCCUCCGUAUGGUCAGCGUAACAACUGGAGGCCCCGCGGCAAUGAGGACUUUGGAGAUGGAGGCGCCUACCCCGAAGUCUCGGUCGCGCAAUAUCCUCUGGACAUGGGCAAAAAGCACACCGGCUCGUCCAACGCGCUGACAUUGAGUGUCGACGCUCAAGGCCAGGUCGAUUAUACUGCUAUCGCCAAGCGUGGUCACGCCGAGAACAGAAUCGUCCACGCCUCAUUCAAGGACCUUAUCCCUCUGCGACACCAAGCAAAUGCCGGCGAGAUCUCACUUGCUCGUCCUGACGAGGAGACCGUGGCAGAAACGAAGAGAAAGACGGAAGCAGCAUUGGCAACUCUUGUCGCUGGCGCAAGCGCUGCCCAGCGUCCCAAGAAUGUCAAAGGUGUCGAGAAAAGAGAAGCCUCAUACGUCCGCUACACACCGGCCAAUCAGAUGGGCAACGACAACUCCAAAAAGGGCGACCGCAUCAUGAAAAUCAUGUCCCGCCAAAUCGACCCCAUGGAACCACCAAAAUUCAAGGCAAAGAAGAUUCCUGGCCGCCCUCCAUCACCUCCUCCUCCAGUCAUGCACUCACCUCCACGCAAACUUACCGCCGAAGAUCAAGAAGCCUGGCGCAUUCCACCCACCGUCUCGAACUGGAAGAACCCCAAGGGUUACACAGUGCCCCUGGACAAGAGAUUGGCAGCAGAUGGCCGUGGCUUGCAAGACGUAACCAUCAACGACAAGUUCGCCUCAUUCGCCGAAGCCCUUCAAACAGCCGACCGCCACGCCCGCGAAGAAGUGAAAUCAAGAGCACUGAUGCAACAACGCCUCGCCGAAAAGGAAAAGGAGCAAAAAGAAGAAAACCUACGUCUGCUCGCUCAAAAAGCCAGAGAAGAAAAAGCCGGUGCUGCCAGAAGACCCGCCGCUCGCGACACCUCUCGCUCAAGAAGCAGAAGCGCAGACAGCUAUUCCUCCCGCUCCUCCCGCUCAAGAUCCGCCUCCGAAGAUGAAACCGAAACCGACCGUCUCGCCCGCGAAAAACUCCGCGCCGAAAAACGCCGCGACGCACAACGCGAGAUGCGCCAGAAAAACAUGGGCCACGAACGCCGCAUGCAAACCCUCGCGCGCAACUCCAACCGCGACAUUUCCGAAAAAGUGGCCCUGGGCCUCGCGAAACCUACUCAGAGUAAAGAAACAAUGUACGACAGCAGACUCUUCAACAAAGAUGCAGGAUUCGCUUCCGCGGGCUUCAAUGAAGAUCAAGCCUAUGACAAACCUCUGUUUGCGGAUAGAGAGGCGUUGAAUAGUAUCUAUCGGCCUCAAUUGGAUGCGGAUGAUGGAGAUGACGGUGGUGAGACUUUGGAGAAUAUUCAAAAGACUUCGAGGUUUGAGACGUUGGGGAGGGCACCCAAGGAAGGGAUGAAGUCUGCUAGGGCUGCUGAGCAGAGGGAGGGGCCUGUGAUGUUUGAGCGCGAUAAUGGGGAUCCGUUUGGUGUGGAUCAGAUGAUCAAGGAUGCGCAGAAGGGUGGAAGUGAGAAGGUUGGGGGUGCUAGUGUUAGUGGGCAGGGGUCUCUCAGCAUCAUCAAGUCCAACACUGAAUAUCACAUCUCAACUGAGUUCUUUUACAAGAUCUGUCUUGGCUUGCAUGUGGCAAUGAGCAAUAGUAAGAAGAAAAAGAAUUUGCAAAUCAUUACGGACAUAAAAUAG